AUGCAUGGCAUUGCCCACGCUAAAAUGAGCUACAAUCUCCUCCUCCUGGUUGUUGUCCUGGGCAUCGGUGGAGCUUCCCAAUAUGGAUUGCAGAUCUCCAUUAUCAAUUCUCCUGCUGAGUACAUCAAAAGCUUCAUCCAUGAGACCUGGCUGCAGAGAUAUGGCUCCUCCCCCAGUGAGGAGGUAAUUACUUUGAUGUGGUCCUUCGUGGUGUCCAUUUACAGCAUCGGUGGACUUCUAGGGUCCUUGUCUGCUGGCUAUUUGUCUGUUAGAUUUGGAAGGAAGAAGGCCAUGCUCUUUUCCAACAUCCCUGCUCUCCUGAGUGCAGCUCUGAUGGGACUCAGCCAGCUGUGUGGAUCCUUUGAGAUGAUCAUUGCUGGAAGAUUAUUUUCUGGAGUGUGUGGAGGCUUAGGUCUGAACAUCCACCUGAUGUAUGCUGGGGAAUGUGCCCCGCGUAAGCUCCGGGGGCUCACUGCCAUAACAGCUUCGACUGCCAUCGCUGUUGGGAAGUUUGCAGGGUUUGCUCUGGGGCUCAGGGAGGUUCUCGGAGUAGAUGAUCUCUGGCCUGUUCUCAUGGCAACCAACGCAAUCCCUGCCCUCCUUCAGCUUCUCACCCUCCCCUUCUUCCCAGACUCUCCCCGCUACCUGCUCAUUGACAAAAAAGACAAGGAGGCAUGCCUCAAAGCUGUGAAGCAGCUCUGGGGUGAUGGUGACCACAAGGCUGAAAUAGAUGACAUGGUGGCAGAGCAAGAAGCCAUCUGUGGGGAGGAAGCUAAGAGUGUUUGUGACCUGAUUCGUGACAGAUCUGUCCGCUGGCAGCUCAUAACUCUCUUCCUUGUCUCCUCCUGCAUGCAGUUAAUUGGUGCCAACAUGGUUUACUUUUAUGCAUACAAUGUCUUCAUCAAGGCUGGAAUCCCCCCUGAUCAAACCCACUAUGUCUCCCUGGGAGUUGGGAUCACUGAGAUCCUCACCACAGUUCUGUGUGGUUUCCUGAUUGAGCGUGCAGGGAGGAAGACCCUGCUGUGGAGAAGCUACACAGUUAUGGCCUUGGCUUUAGGGCUCCUCACAGCCACGCUUUCACUACAGGAUUCCUUUUCCUGGGUACCAUACUGCUCUGUUGCACUCAUCUUUAUUUUCAUCAUGUGCUUUGGUGUUGGGCCAGCUGGAGUAUUAUGCCCCUUGCUCACAGAAAUAUUUAUUCAGUCAUACAGACCAGCUGCUUAUGUGUUUAAUGGCAUUGUAGGCUGGAUCCUACUCUUCAUCCUUGGAUUUGUGUUCCCUUUCAUUGUGGAAGGUCUUGGCAGUUUCUGUUUCAUCAUUUUCCUGACAUACUGCCUGUGCAUGGCUAUCUUUGUCUUCCUGGUGCUGCCAGAGACCAAAGGAAAGACCAUGCUGCAGGUCAUGGAGGAGUUCAACCACCUGAACUACCGUGGCAAGAAGCGACAGACAGCCCUACCGCAGAGGAAGUGCUCAGUGAUGGUCGUUACUAGGCUUUAA
Molecule: messenger RNA, 1497 nt
Organism: Indicator indicator
Lineage: Eukaryota; Metazoa; Chordata; Aves; Piciformes; Indicatoridae
Product: solute carrier family 2, facilitated glucose transporter member 11-like
Exons: 12
Coding region: 1-1497 (498 amino acids)
Biological process (GO): monosaccharide transmembrane transport
Cellular component (GO): membrane
Molecular function (GO): hexose transmembrane transporter activity
Source: RefSeq, a predicted model, not a curated record